CAGGCGACGCGCAGGCGCAGUAAGGUAAUGGUAGCACGCAUGCGCGUCGGGUGGAGGUGGAGCAUGCGCAGUGCUGCGCCCGCCCUAGCUGAGGGGAGCGUCGCGGUGCCCGAUACUUCAAGUUAGAAGAAGUCUAACAAACAGAUCACAGCCUCCCAGAAUGGCAGACCAGAAGCGCCUUGCCUAUUCCAUCAUCCAGUUCUUACAUGACCAGCUACAGAAUGGGGGUCUUUCUCCAGAUGCUCAGGAGAGUUUGGAAGUGGCGAUCCAGUGCCUGGAGACAGCUUUUGGAGUCUCCCUGGAAGACCAAGGCCUAGCUGUGUCCCAGACUCUUCCUGAAAUAUUUGAAGCUGCUGCAGGAAAGGAGCCUGAACACAUCAGAGCAAACUCGGAGCCAGUCACCCCCUCUGAAGAUGACAUAGCUGAAGCUGAAAGGCUCAAGACUGAAGGAAAUGAACAGAUGAAGGCAGAGAACUUUGAAGCUGCUGUGUCUUUCUAUGGAAAAGCAAUUGAGCUGAAUCCAUCCAAUGCUGUGUAUUUUUGCAACAGAGCUGCUGCGUACAGUAAAUUAGGAAAUUAUGCUGGAGCAGUCAGAGACUGUGAAAGAGCAAUAGGCAUUGAUCCAAACUACAGCAAAGCUUACGGCAGAAUGGGCUUGGCCCUCUCCAGUUUAAAUAAACACACAGAAGCUGUUGUCUACUACAAAAAAGCCCUGGAGCUUGAUCCAGACAACGACACCUACAAAUCCAACCUAAAAAUAGCUGAACAGAAAAUGAAGGAGACUCCUAGUCCAACCGGAGGUCCCGGAGGAUUCGAUUUAGCUGGCUUGCUGAACAACCCCGGCUUCAUGAGUAUGGCAUCUAACCUAAUGAACAAUCCACAAGUACAACAGCUCAUGUCUGGGAUGAUUUCUGGUGGCCAUAACCCCAUGGGAGCAGCAGGCACCAGCCCCUCCACAAAUGAUCUUGCCAGCCUGAUCCAAGCGGGCCAGCAGUUUGCACAGCAGAUGCAGCAGCAGAACCCUGAACUAAUAGAGCAGCUACGAAGCCAGAUCAGGAGUCGAACUCCAAGUGCCAGCAAUGAAGAUCAGCAGGAAUGAGCAUUACAGCGCAGUCCGUGGGAACUAUGUUCUUUGCUUUAAAAACUGGAAGCCAUGUGCGUGUUGCCAUUUCUUGAAUUUGGAAGUGUCCAAGAGGGGGAAUAAAAAUGAAAAGGAAAAAAAAAAACAGAAAACAACAAACACAAAAUACUUUCUAUGACCUGCAUGUUCAAGGCAGAUUCACGCUUUCUUUCCCUAGUCUUCGUCCUGCUCCUCCCCCUCCACCUUUCCAUUAGUUUUCUUCUGGAAGAUCCAGCGAGCUGAACACAAACCAGCACCAACAGUCUUUCUAAAGAAACUCAGAGAUUAACGGCACUGUUACAUUUCUAUGUUAUUUGCUACAUGGGAAUUUUUUAACCCGUUUUUGAAGAACAAUGCACUCUUCACCACAGGACGUCUUCAAUUCCCUGCCCACAUGCCACUUCAGAGAAGUGUUCAAGCCCAACCCCCAUCCCAAUCCCCUUCAUCUUCCUGCCAGUUACAAGACGGUAGUGUCUGAACACUCUGGAGAUCACUGGAUCUUCUUGCCUCCAGGCACAGGGUUUCUGUUGAUUAGAUUCACCGUGUUUCUCAUUCAGGUCUGUUGCAACGUUGCCGGUGUUGUUAAUACACGGGAUUUGGUGACUGCCUCUCAAAGGUCGGUGUAAAUGUGUCGGGGGGGCUGGGACUGAUCAGGUAGAACGUGCUCCUUUGUGACUACUCCUUUAGAGCGAGCGUUUCCAGAUCCACUGCUCGGGGUCCGUCCCCAGUCCUGACAAAACUCGUCUAGUGUUUAGUAAUUAUUGUCGGAAUGAUCCAAUCUGUGAACUAGUCAGGUGGACAGUAAGAAAGAUAUAAUGUUUUUGGUGUUUCAAAGGUUUUUCUUUGCUUUUUUUUUUUUCAUUUGUCUUUUAUGCAUGUAAGUAAUCAACCCAGUUGACCGUGCUGAUGAUAGGAGUAGAGAGGGUGCUUGAGUAGAGAGCGGGAAGAAUAAAAAUGCUCCUUGGAUAGAAAGAGACUGAGGGGCUGCUGGUUCAGUGCGGGGGCCUGGCGGAGUGUGGGAGGAGGGAGAAGGUUCUUGGUGCUGAGUACCCGCAGAUUCCCACCCGCUGGAGCUGCCCGUGUCGUUCCUGGGUGCACGGGAAGCUCUGGCCAGUUCCCCUGCAAGUCACUAGAUAAGGAUGGAGACUUUGGUAUCAGCCUCGGGGCUGUUUUUAAGGUAGUUCCUCCGUGGUGGUGGGAAAGGCGUGUGUGUGCCUGGCCCUGUUGCUGGGAGAUGGGUGGGUGGGAGAUGGAGGAUGCCCGUAGAGGAGACCUGGUGGUACGAAUGAGCAGGUAUAUAUUUGAAGAUUAAUAUCAAGGAAAAAAAAAACAAAAAAAACAAAAAAAGAUUUGUAAAUGCUCCAUGAAGUAAUAUGUGGUUCAUGUAACUUGUGAAGAAUAAACUAUUUGGACACUCUUUGCUA
Numida meleagris (helmeted guineafowl) is the source of this 2544-nucleotide messenger RNA. RefSeq names its product small glutamine rich tetratricopeptide repeat containing alpha (gene SGTA). The record is from RefSeq and is a predicted model, not a curated record. The transcript is spliced from 12 exons. Gene Ontology annotation, cellular component: membrane; TRC complex. Gene Ontology annotation, molecular function: molecular adaptor activity; protein binding. The coding region runs from base 161 to 1099 and encodes 312 amino acids. NCBI's taxonomy places the organism in Eukaryota, Metazoa, Chordata, Aves, Galliformes, Numididae. Gene Ontology annotation, biological process: post-translational protein targeting to endoplasmic reticulum membrane.